GCAUUCGUAAUCUAGGCCAUGAUUCUUUCAUUACUCUAGAUUGGUUAGAAAUUUGGGCAAUGCAAAAUUUGGCAAGAUGCAUGCCCUUUUUUUUCACACAUUUUUUCUAUAGCACAAAGAUUAGAUAAUUACCCGCUUAUUUCAAUCUAAGAAAAUCGCGCCCUUAAAUUAUGAUUUGACAAUCAACUGAUAUAUCAUGAAAGUAGCAAACUUUACCAAUCAUGAGAUCUGCUGCAAAACUUCGAUUAUUCAAUUCAAUUAGCAACUCUAAAAUUCAGAAUUUUAACCUCUUCAAUUUUUCAACACUUUCAAGGAGAAAAAACCAACCAAAAUCUCAAAACACCCAGAAACCUCGGCUUAAGAAACAGACAUCUUUACAAAAAGAUGAAAAUGAUUCUUUGUUCAGUGAAAUUGCUGAGAUUUUGGGUGCUGGAAAUCUUGUCCUGAGUAAAAUUUCAUCUGGGUAUUCUGUUUCUGAUUCAGUAUCUCUUGAUUUUGCUGGAAAUGGGCAUUGCACGCCAGGUGUUUGUGAAAAUGCCCAGGAGAAAAUUGAGAGUAAGAAAGAAGAGGUGGUGGUUGUAAGAGAUGUACAGGUGGGUGAUUUAACUGGAAAUGAUGAUGAUGUUAGUGAUGUUGUACAUAGAAUUUCAGAGAUUGUAAGGGGAGGUAAUGCUGGGAUUUCGAUGGAGGAGCGGUUGAAUGAUUCGGGCUACGAAUUUAGUUCAGAUAUUGUUGUGAAGGUGUUGAAGAGGUGCUUUAAAGUUCCACAUUUGGCUAAAAGGUUUUUCAAUUGGGUGAAGUUGAAGAAUGAGAGUUGUCUUACCACUGAAAGUUACAACACAAUGUUGUAUCUAGCAGGGGAAGCUAAAGAGUUUGAAUUGAUUGAAAGUUUGUUGGAGGAAAUGGAAAAAUUUAGUUGUGAGAAGGAUAUUAAGACUUGGACCAUAUUGUUCAUGCAUUAUGGAAAGGCAAAGUUGGUUGGGAAGGCUCUGCUGACUUUUGAAAAAAUGAAAAGAUUGGGUUUUGAACCUGAUGCCGAGUCUUAUAGAUGGUUAAUUCGUGUACUUUGUCAAUGUGGAAAAGGUGAAAUUGCAUUGGAGUUUUACAAAGAGAUGGUCCAAAAAGAGUUUGUGCUGGAUAAUAGAUUGUACACAAUGUUGCUUAACUGUCUUGCUGGUUGUGGAGAUAUUGAUGGAGUUUACAUUGUUGCAAAUGACAUGGUUAAUAUUUCUGAGAUCCCUGAACAUGAUGUUUAUUCUUGUGUCUUGAAAAGCUUUUGUAUGUCCGAACGCAUCAGAGAAGCUUUAGAGUUAAUCCGUGAUCUCAAGACUAAGAAUUUGACAUUAACUUCUGAGUACUUUGAAAUAUUGGUGAAGGGACUUUGUAAGGCUGGUAGGAUGGUUGAUGCUUUGGAGAUUGUUGAUAUUAUGAAGAAAAUAAAUGCUGUUAAUGACGUGGUUUAUGGAGCUUUGAUACAUGGAUACCUGAGACAAAACAAUCUUCCUAGGGCUUUGGAUCUGUUUCGUGGCAUGAAGGAUGAUGGUAUUGCACCCUUAACUUCAACUUGCACUCAGUUGAUGCAGCACUUUUUUGACUUAAAUGAGUAUGAGAAGGGUUGUGCUCUAUUCAAUGAGAUGCUGGAGAGGGGAGUUAAGCUGGAUUCUGUGGCUUAUACAGCAAUGAUUGCAGGUCAUGUACGCAACAACUCUAUUUCUGCUGCUUGGAAACUAUUUAAAAGCAUGGAGGAGGAAGGAAUUAAAGCCACACAAAAAUGUUAUCUAGUUUUUAUCAAGGAACUCUGUCGGAGCUUAAACACCAAUGAAAUGAUCAAGGUUUUGAAUCAUAUGCAGGAUAACAAAAUUAAAAUUGGGGAGGAAAUUUUCCAAUGCGUCAUAUCUUAUUUAAAAAGGAAAAAGGAAACAACUAAACUGGAAGAGGUGAAGAAGAUACUACAAAACUCUAGGCAUUACUGUGAAGCAGUUGAAGCAUGUGGAGAUGAUUCUUCAGAAAGUAAGUUGCAUCAUUCAGAGUGCAACAAUGUUGAGCCAAAUGUGGAGAGUUUGUUGUUAGAGCCUUUAUCACAGUCUUUCAGUGAUGAAGAUCUGCAUAAAAUUUGUGGCGUUUUGUCAUCGUCAAAGGAUUGGUCAGUUAUGCAAGAAGUUUUGGAGGAGUUCAAAAUUUGUUAUACACCUGAUCUUGUGACUGAGAUCCUACGCAUUUGCAGCCAACAUGGUCGUGCCGCCCUACAAUUUUUCUCGUGGGUUAAAAGUCAACCUGGUUAUAGACAUACGACUGAAUCUUACAACAUGGGAAUGAAGGUAGCUGGUAAAGGGAAAGAUUAUAAACACAUGAGGAAUCUCUUCUAUGAAAUGCAAAGAAAUGGUUGUUUGGUAACACCUGAUACAUGGACAAUCAUGAUAAUGUUGUAUGGUCGAGUAGGCCUUACUGAUAUUGCAUUGAAGACUUUCAAUGAAAUGAAAGUCAGUGGCUUGAAGCCAACAGCAAGUACAUACAAGUACUUGAUCUUGUCACUCUGUGGGAGAAAGGGUAGGAAGGUGGAUGAAGCCAUCAAAUUGUUCAAAGAGAUGAUUAACACCGAAUUAGUUCCAGAUAAAGAAUUGGUUGAAGUAUGCUUUGAUUGUUUUUGCCAAGCGGGGAAAUUGGAGGAUGCAAAGAAAUGCUUGGAUUAUCUCCAAAAAGUUGGUUUUACAAAGCCUCUGAGCUAUUCUUUGCUUAUUAGAAUUCUUUUUAGGAGAGGCAAAGUAGAAGAGGCCUUAGCUCUGGCAGAUGAUGUUAAAGAAGAGCGCUCUAUACUUGACCGUUACAUCUAUGGGAGUCUUGUUCAUGGUCUUUUACACAUUGGACAGUUAGACAAGGCAUUAGCCAAAGUAGAUUCUAUGAAACAGGCAGGCGUUCAUCCAACUGUCCAUGUUUAUACAUCUUUGAUUGCACAUUUCUGCAAGGAAAAGCAGAUGGGUAGAGCAUUGGAAUUUUUCAAGAUGAUGUGGCAAGAAGAUUGCUAUCCCACUGUUGUUACAUACACAGCAUUGAUACGUGGGUACAUCAACACACAAAAUUUUGAGGAUGCUCGAAAAUUGUUCCUUCGCAUGAGACUAAAAGGGCCAUUUCCAGAUUUUAAGGCUUACUCGAUGUUAAUCACAAGUUUUUGUGAGAUGGGGAAAUCUGAAGCUGCAAUGCAACUGUUAUCUGACAUGUUGGAUGAUGAUAUUACACCUAGUACUGUUAAUUUCCGAACUGUUUUCUUUGGGUUGAAUAGAGAAGGUAAACCACAUUUAGCUCAGGAAGUUAUGCAACUAAAGCAUGCUGUUGCAAAUAAACGAAAGUUCUCAACAUCAUAGUGUCUGAUUGAUGAUAUAUAUACCUUUCGGAAUUAGACUCCUAAAUAAUUCUGUAUGAUCUUUUGAAUGUACAUGGACUGACAUCAACUUCCACCCUAAUAUCCGAGCUACUCAAAUAUUUUGACUACAUAUAUAGAAGUACCGGUCUGAAUAAUGGGCUCUUAUUGUUGAUCUGAAGGAGAAACUUCCCUGUUAAGAAGUAGGUUCAGUUUAGGACCCAAGCUCAGCAGCUGCUCAAGUCUGGCUGCUCAAAGGCAAGCCACAUUGCAUUCGGGAUCCGAGUCAGACAAGGCUUGCUACAGUUUUGUUACGAAGAAUCAUAGCGUUAUUUUGUUAGAAUUGAUUAGUCAGAUUGUUAUUUCUCAGUUUAGUGAGCUUGUAGUAUAAUUAUAGAUAUAUGGACAGUAUGGUAUAUUGGUAUUAGAUAUAAGCUGUAAUAAACAUUACAUUGUUCUUGGUUUUUCUGUAGCUUUAAUACAAUGCCUGACAGCUUGAGCUGCAAAUACAGUUGUGAAGGUGAAAUCUUGAUGUUCA
Beta vulgaris subsp. vulgaris (sugar beet) is the source of this 3893-nucleotide messenger RNA. RefSeq names its product putative pentatricopeptide repeat-containing protein At5g06400, mitochondrial. The record is from RefSeq and is a predicted model, not a curated record. The coding region runs from base 222 to 3359 and encodes 1045 amino acids. NCBI's taxonomy places the organism in Eukaryota, Viridiplantae, Streptophyta, Magnoliopsida, Caryophyllales, Amaranthaceae. Gene Ontology annotation, molecular function: protein binding. The transcript has a single exon.